AUGAAAAUACAUAUCCAAGAGCCUUUAUACCAAUCUGUCAACAAGAAGAGAGACGUUAUAAUCGGAAUCAAUUCGACGUUUUCCUCAGAAACCAUCUGCACAUCAGAGCCUAUUUUGAAGCCUAACAAAAAACCACGGAAAAGGAUGUCACGAAGCACAAAUGACACCACCGAACUCACCAGAUUCGAUUCCAGUGACAGUGGAGGCGUGUCGAUUGGAGACCCGACUGUUGGGUCCCGUGACUCGUUAAGGCUUAUGAGAAGAGAGCACUCGUCGGAGCACCAGCUGAGACACGACUACGCGGUUAUGAAAACGUCUCAGAGUACGGCUAGUGUUGGCACUCCGUCUAAAGAAAUGGAGAUGGGCUUGGAGAAUGAUAUCGACAAUUAUGCGCCGAGUUGUAGCAGUGAGUAUUAUAUUACUAGGAAGGAUUUUGGAAAACCAGAACCCCAACUUGCCAACGUGCUGAAAGAGUUCUACUGGAAAGAAGUUGUCUACGCAAGAGACAUGAAACUUGUCAAUGAGUCAUUCUUCAACAAAAUCAAAGACCACGUGGCAGAUUGUCGGUUUCUCAAAGAACUGUUCGGUUCACUUAAAGAACUGCCUCCAAUCCAUCAACCAUUUGUAGAUGCAUUGAAAGAAUCGAUGAGAGAACCGGACGACUCCAAAGCUGCACUGGUAGCCCCGGUUUUACUUGCCACGGUACACAAUCUGACGCCUCUUUAUCAGUCGCUAGUUCAGAAUUUUCCAAUUUACAUAUCAGCAUUAGACCAGCUGUACCGCUCGAAAAUCGGAUUCCGGACUAUUAUGUCAAAAUUCGAAUCGUCCAAAGAAUGCUAUACUCAAGUGAACUGGUUAUUGUUGAAAAUACUGAAUCGUCUGAUAAACUGGCAACCAGUUCUUGCAAGAAUCAUUGAAAUUCAACUAUCCGAAAUUUGCAAAAAAGACAAAAGCCACUCGUCAGUCACUGGAAGAUACAUUCAUGUGCUACAAGUGGAACGGGAUACAGGCCUGGUUGGCAUUCUGACCCAUCCGAAUCGGAAAAUCCUAAGAAUUGGGUUUGUGCUACGGUCUGCUCGACGAGCACCGUGUUGUCGAAUUAUGGUGUUGUGCUCCGAUCGGAUACUUUUCGGACACCGCGGCGCGAAUCUUGACGGAAAUUUUUUUACAGUUCAUGCAGAGUUUAAAUUAAAAGGAAUGAUGAUUGAUGAGGGAGACACCUAUAAAGUGAUGGAUGGCGAGAAGGAUGUCAUCACCCUACACAAUGCUGACAUAUCAAUUGUAUUCGCCGCACCGGACCGCGCAUCUUGGAUUGAAGAUAUCACAGAAGCUAUCAAAAACGCAGCUAGGGCGAAAAUCGAUCUUCCUAGCCUUGUGAUGGAGAAGAAAGAGGAAAAUGAUAUAGAUAUGACAAAAGUGCUUCUUCCGGAAGAAUCUCCUGUUUCAAAAAUGAGCCCUCUUCAAAUAUGUUGGUACCGAAAGUGCUCAUUUGGGAGGAAGGAUGUGAACAAAAUGAUUACCAAUACAAUGUGUGGAUAUUUGAAAAGAAAAUUGAGGAAUUCUGCUGGAUGGCAGGAUUUAUGGGUGGUCAUGUGCUGUCAUACACUAUAUUUCUAUAGAAGUCAUAAUGAUCGAGAACCUCUCGCUCACUUAUCCCUCAUGGAUUACGGUGUUGGCCUUCCUACCGUAGUCGACAACAUUGACAAUCAUGAAAACUGCUUCAAAUUGUUCUAUGGCUCGCACACCUACUUUUUUCGAACAGAUUCCUAUUACUUUUUCGAAAGAUGGGUCGAUUCAAUCUUCCAAGCGGCCAUCUCCCGCGACUCUCUCGACGUUGUGACGGCUCUCGCGCUUCGCAUCUGA
Messenger RNA from Caenorhabditis briggsae, 1863 nucleotides. NCBI's taxonomy places the organism in Eukaryota, Metazoa, Nematoda, Chromadorea, Rhabditida, Rhabditidae. Gene Ontology annotation, molecular function: guanyl-nucleotide exchange factor activity. The transcript is spliced from 12 exons. The record is from RefSeq and is a predicted model, not a curated record. The coding region runs from base 1 to 1863 and encodes 620 amino acids.